AUUUGACCCUUUUGUUCCCUUCUCCAUUAAGAUUCCUCACCGCUAAUCUCAUAUCUCAAAAUCGCAACCGAACGAACUCUGUUUUUCUCUUGGUAUUUACGGACACCAGUUGAAAAUGCCGACUCGCUGUGAGAUCUUCUGCGAGAUACUCCUCGCGAUCUUGCUCCCUCCUGUGGGUGUUUGUUUCCGCCACGGUUGUUGCAGCGUUGAGUUCUGCAUUUGCUUGCUCCUGACUAUACUAGGUUACAUUCCUGGAAUCAUCUAUGCUCUCUAUGCCAUCGUGUUUGUGGAUCGCGAUCAGUACUUUGACGAGUACAGGCGUCCCCUCUACGCCCCCGCCUAGUCCCUCUCGCUCGCAUGCUCGCCCUUCGCCGCCUUUAUGCAUGAGUUGAUUUCGUUUCUAUCCAAUUCAUUCCUUAUGUAUUUUGAGGGCCCGUGCUGUUUAAACUAGAUUCAGUUAAGUGAAAUGAAGAUGUUAUUUGGUCACUUGGAUGGAAGUAUUUGAAGAGAGUGAUUUAAAUUUCACUUUUAAGUUUAAUAUGGUUUGAAUGAAGAAGGGAAAAUACUAGAUUUGAUGCAA
Molecule: messenger RNA, 580 nt
Organism: Carya illinoinensis
Lineage: Eukaryota; Viridiplantae; Streptophyta; Magnoliopsida; Fagales; Juglandaceae
Product: UPF0057 membrane protein At4g30660-like
Exons: 2
Coding region: 116-343 (75 amino acids)
Cellular component (GO): membrane
Source: RefSeq, a predicted model, not a curated record